UGUUUAUUUCUUUGUGGGCUGAUUCAAUCAUCGAUACAAUCAAAACUAGUGGGCUUGAGCUACCCGUUCGAUCCGUCUCAGCUGGACCCAAGCCCAAUAUUCUCCUCCCGUAGCCAUGAUUGGGAAUCCAAACUGGCAUUUACAUCUUCAAUUCAAAAACAUUUCUGUCCCUCAGAACAAUUUUCCGCUCAGUUACCCCUAAGCCCUUGAACACUUUCAAACUCUACUCUUCAAUAUUUCCUCUUUAGUUUCCCAGGCAAAUCCUUUACCCAACUGAAAACAAAAUGGAGAAACCCGAAAUCAACGGUCUGAUUUUCCCGUCUAGCAACGCAAGUAACGGACGCUCCUUUAGAUCCGUAGCUCCUCCGUCUCUUCACCCCAACUUCAGUAGCCGAGCCGUUCGGGAGGCUUUGGAACACUUAGCAUCUAUCGACCUUAGCGAGUUAUUCAAUGAGGCGAAAAUUGAGUACUGUCGAGCAACUAGAGACUUAAGAAGCUGUGGACGUUAUGUACAGUAUGUGUUGAGCUCGUGUGGACAUGCAUCUUUAUGUACUGAGUGUAGUCAACGGUGUGAUCUUUGUCCCAUUUGUAGAAUCCCAUUGACAAAAAGUGGUAAUAAUAGACUUCGCCUUUAUGAUGAGUGCAUAGAUGCUGGCCUAAUUUCUAGAAGAUGCGAUGAGAGGUUUCAAGAUAACGAAGAUAGAGAUUAUCGACUGACUGCUGAUGUUCAACGUCUUCAUUCUUUUUUUGAUGUAGCCUUGGACAAUAACUUGAUUUCUUUGGUUUGCCAUUAUGUUACUGAUAUAUGUAUGGAUGAAAGUGCUGUUUCCAGUGAUGCUGUCACUGCUUUGUUGCUGGAUGAGAAGGUUGUCAAGGAUUGGGUCAAGCGGACAUUUCAAAACAUGGCAAGAGAACUUCAAGGGAUAUAUUAUCUUGAGGUAGAAGAGAUGAAAAAUAGGGUAAGUUUGCUUAUAAAGUUUUCUGUACAUCUGGCUGGUUUAUCCAGUGUACUUGAAGUUUUGGAGUCAUCUUUCAAAGGUCGUCUUUCAGCACAACUCCAUGACUUGCGCAACCUUCAAGAGAGUAUAUUGAAGACAAAGCAGCAUCUUGAGAUCACAAUAUGGUGUAUAAGGCACCAAUUCUUGGAACAUGUGAGGUCCCGUCAUGCUAAUUUCACAUCCUGGUGUAAUCUUGUUCGUGAAAGGAAAUCAGCUGCAAUUUCGCGUGCAUGGCCACCUGAUGUGUUACAUCACUCCGCCGACUCCACUGGACAGGGUGGCUCUCUUUUCAUUGAAGAUGCACUGGCAAAUCUUGACAUAGAGCAGGCAUAUGACCAGGAGAUAGGAGAAGAGUCAGAUUUUGCAUUUUUGCAAAAGAAUGGAGCCUUGUCCUUUAUUCGGUCUAAAAUAGAGGGAAUGACAGGAUGUUAUCCAUUUGAAAGUCUUCAAGCUGCUGUGGACAUCCUCUUUCUACGUUGUAGUUCUGAUUUGGUGGUUGCAAAGCAAGGAAUUUUUGUAUAUUUCCUGUUCGAUCGGCAUUGGAGUAGGCCUGAAGAAGAAUGGAGACAUAUCGUGGAUGACUUUGCAGCCUCCUUCGGUAUAAGCAGGCAUUCAUUACUCGAAUCCUUCACUUUCUGUCUUCUGGAUGAUCACUCAGAUGAGGCUUUACUGGAAUCUUAUCAACUUCUUCCAGAGAUCUCUGGCCCAGCAUCUCAUCCUAAGAUUGUGCAAGUUCUAUUAGAAAGGCACAAUCCUGAGGCAGCUCACCUGGUGUUAUGUUGGUCUGGUCGUGAUGAUGGAUCACGGUUGGUUUUGCUUAGUGAGGCUGUCACUAUUAUUCGUGUGAAAGUGGAGCGUGGGCUUCUGACCGAAGCAUUUGCAUAUCAGCGAAUGCUCUGUACCAAAGUCCGGGAAACGAAGUUCAAGUAUGGACCAAGUGGGGAUGCAUUUGAUGAUCUGAAAGGUGAAUGCAGGUCCUGGAUGGACUGGAUAGAAGUAUUGGUCACUGAAUUUUGUUGUUUAUGUAUUCGGAGGAAUGUGGUAGAUCGAAUAAUAGAGCUACCAUGGAAUGCUGAUGAGGAGAAGUAUAUCCACAAAUGCCUGUUAGAUUAUGCAGCUGUUAACCCCUCAACUACCAUGGGAAGUCUCCUUGUUGUAUUCUAUCUUCAGCGCUAUCGAUAUGUUGAGGCAUAUCAAGUCAAUCUUAAACUUUGGAGCUUGGAGAAAGACUUCAUUUCAACUGACUCUGUCAAUGAAGAAGUUCUUUCCAUGAUGGAAUCACAACGACAAUGGAGAAAAGAAUUGGUUGAUAAAGGUAUAGAAUUGCUGCCAGAAGGCCUGCAGCAACAAGUAAAGACUGGAACAUUGUCUGAUAUAGUGGUUGCUUCUGUUCAAGAGGAUGAAACGCCAGCAAGAUCUGGUCUUUCUGAAGUGCAAGAACCAAAAUCUGCCAGUUUGUUAGUCCCCUCCACUUCUGAUUCUAUUAUUCUACGACCAGACCAUAUGGCUACUCCUUUGAGACCAGCAGUUUUUGAAGUUCCUAAAAUAUUGGGUGGGUCUGUCAACAAUUCUCGUGUUGCAGCUGUUAACCAUGGAUCUUCAUUAAUUUUCCAGGGGAAGUUAUUUGCAGAUGCAGCAAGAAUAUCGAAUGUUGAAGUUGGCAAAAACUUAAAGUUUGAGGACGUCUCAAGUCCUGGAAUUCAUGGUGUAAGUUCUACAUAUGCUACACCUUUAAAUGGAAUCAGUUGGAGUUCAUCAAGAGAACUUCCAAACAGACACCUACAAGAAAAACAAUACGAUAAAAUCAUUUUAGAGGGCGAGCAAAAUGGUUUUGUUAACCAAGUCCGCAAUACAAAUACUCCACAUUCCCGAAGGCUAACAGCUAACCCUUCAUCCACACCUAACAGUAAAUUUGGUUUGUUUAAAGGUUCUGCAAAUACCUUGCGUCCUAAUAUUUCUGGUAAGAGGGGCCAAUCAGAUAGGGGUGACGGACAUAUGAAUGUUCUUCCUACAGAAGACUUAAUGAAUGACUCUUGGAGCCUUGGAGAGAGGUCUUUUGAGGACAGAAAUGCAAAUGGGGGGCUGAGAUGGAGAUCUGAUGAAACAAGUGACGAGGAAGAGCAGAGUCCAAACAAAACCAAAGAAGUUGGUGCCACCCCCAUGAGGGGACUUGGGAGGAGAUUAACCCGAAGAUGAAAGAUCUUGUUGCCAACGUAUUUCACCAUUCUGUUACCUGAAUAUAUUUAUGUCCUUCCACAAGAAUGAGCCCGAAGCGUUACAAGUUGCAACCCUGUAAAUUUGAGGUUAAAUUUGGGGUGAGAGUAGCGUUGCUUGUGUUUCAAAGCUUUCAUGGGGGAAAAGGUAAAACCCUGCCUCGUACUGGAUUAUAAUUCGCAUAUAUGACCGACUCAGAUGUGGUUGUCUUCUUGAUAUCAAGUUGAUGAAACAAAGAUUUUUGAUAAUUAAAGGGGAUUGAUUCAUCAAAGAUCCCCUCAUUUUUGUUAAGAAGUUAGCUCAACGCAACAUUUUGAUAGUUCUUAGUUUGUCGAGCUGUAAUCGAAACUUUCCCAUAUUUAGUUGAGGAAUUAAAAUUGAUCGACUAUUCGGUGUAAUAUGUUCCUUAUUUAGAGAUUUCCUUGAUUUCUUACCAAACUUGUAUUAAUGGAAAUUUUCUUUUUGAUAAAAUUCUUAUCAUUACACAUGCAAUUAUAUGUUCUUAGGUAGAU
Messenger RNA from Durio zibethinus, 3724 nucleotides. RefSeq names its product E3 ubiquitin-protein ligase HOS1. The record is from RefSeq and is a predicted model, not a curated record. Gene Ontology annotation, molecular function: ubiquitin-protein transferase activity. Gene Ontology annotation, biological process: protein ubiquitination. NCBI's taxonomy places the organism in Eukaryota, Viridiplantae, Streptophyta, Magnoliopsida, Malvales, Malvaceae.